Molecule: messenger RNA, 1106 nt
Organism: Vitrella brassicaformis
Lineage: Eukaryota; Vitrellaceae
Source: the annotation of a GenBank genome assembly
GGAAUUGCCAAGCGCAGAGAGAAUAGCUGCCGUCCUUUCAACGGCCAGGAUCCUGUGGAGAUUUACGGAGGCUUUGGUUGGCGCGAUGCGGUCUUCGUCUUCGUCUUCCACUCAGCAGCAGGUCCCUCGCCAGAACCGCAGCGGCAGCAUGUCGGCCAGGGAAUACGAGAAGCGUCUGAAGGUAUGCAUCUUCUGCAUCAACACACCGACCCCACCAUACGGAAGGUCAAUGGUGUGGACAGGAGGUGUUGUUGGAGGUCAAGAAGGCCCGCCGUCCGUCUGAGCCCGAGACCAUCUCCCUCAAAGGCAUCUGGGACCCGCUCGAGUUCGCCGGAGGGCUGGACGGCUGCGGCGGGCUGUAUCAUGAGGCCCAGCAGGUGUGGAAGCAGAAGAAGGCCGCCGUGGUGCACCCCUACAGCUCAAUCAUACUCACCAACGUACCCAAGACGGAGCGCAAAUCCAACAACCGUAGGCUGCGCAGCACACGUCCAUGGAGAGAGAUGGAGGGGUGUGUGUGUGCGUGUUGUACAGGCUGGCGCGACUAUGAGAAGGGCAACAUGGGUGAGCUGGGCAUCUGCAGUGGCGACUGUGGCGAGAAUCAGGCGCUGGCACUCGCUGUGAGGGCCAAGGAUCCGGUACGACGAACACACGCACCCUCAGCUCUCUCUCUCUCUCUCUCUGUGUGUGUGUGUGUGUGUCUGUGUGUGUGCGUGUGUGUCAGUCUAAGGGCAUAACGUUUGCGGAUAUCAUGUCGGAGAUGCAGGCAUACGAGAAUGGAAAAAUGUGCUCAUUCUACACUGACGAGACCGAGUGAGUCAGUCAGUCUUGCAACGCCAUAAACACACGUGUGCAUCGCGCGUGAAGUGAUGCGUGAUUGGUGCUAUCAGGGCAGUGUCGUGUGCCCGUCGUGAGUACUGCGGUCGCUAUCGGCUGGAGUACGGUCGCGACUACACCUACCUCGACCUCUGACCGAACCGCACAGCCACAUUAGAUAGAAGAAACACACCAACACCAACACGAGUCGAUUGAGCCGACAGAAACAGAGAAGGAGAGACCGAUGCGUGAGUGUGUUCGUGCCUUGUGUGUACAGCCAGCCUGCCUUUGCG